AUGGUUCUCGCAUUCGUCGCAACCGUCGCGAGAGCCGCCAACGUGACUAUAACGCAUCUGCGCCUCGACACGACACACGACUCGCCCUACUCGCCCUGGGAGCCCUCCGUCUACUUCCAGUGCGAGGGGGAGAUGAAACACGUGCUGCAGGGCGUGGUGCAGGCUAAUCUCACGUACAAUUUCACCAGCCAGGAGGAUUUUCAGCCCCUUGUCGAGCUCGCCUCUGCCCAGUGCAAGACCUGCGGGUUAUACGAAGCCGAUACAUUCAAGGCUGACGACACGUUCGACAAGUUCCAGCUGUGCGCGGAUGACUUCAGGGGCGCCAAGGAGGGGCAUCUGACGCGGUGGGUGGAUGGGGAAUUCAAGGUCGCGAUGAGCUGCCCGGACUGCCUCAACAGCCACGACCACUCGCCUGUGGAAGCCCUUUUACAAGGCGACUCCUGGUAUCCUCUGCUCCCGUUCCUCAUCUUCCUGGCAGCAGCAGCGGCCAUCAGCUGCACUGCUGCCCUCCUCUCCUGCUGCAUAGAGCGCCGCAUCUGGCCCUUCAACCGCAAGGACCCCUCCCAACCGCUCAGCACCUUGGAGAAACAGCAACUGGCCGAAGCCACUGCUUUCAUUGGGAGCAGUGACGAGGAGGAAGACGAGGAGGAUGAGAGGGAGAGGAGGGAGAGGGGGAGAGGCAGGGGAGCAGAAAUAGGGAUUGAAAUGGGGGAUAUGGGGGGGAGAAGUGGGGUGUCAGAUGGUGAAGGGGAGGAAUUGGGGGGAGGGAGUGUGGGUGGGAGUUGGAGGAAAGCUCAAGGGGAGUGCUUGCAUGGCAGGCCGUAUUCUGUUCCAAGAGAAGACGAGAGGGUGGACGUGUGA
Molecule: messenger RNA, 861 nt
Organism: Closterium sp. Yama58-4
Lineage: Eukaryota; Viridiplantae; Streptophyta; Zygnematophyceae; Desmidiales; Closteriaceae
Source: the annotation of a GenBank genome assembly